AUGCAAUCAAUCGACGGCCAUAGCACAGCAUGCUGCAACAUCCCACCAGUCAUAUCCAGCGGAUAUACACCCAAAGGCACCUACGAAACAAUCGGAGGUCUAAAAAUAUAUGUUUCUGGGCCAGCAUCUGCAAAGAAAGCCCUGUUUAUUAUCUACGACAUCUUUGGAUACUUUGAGCAAACCAUUCAAGGAGCCGAUAUCCUGGCCCAAGGAGCAGAGGAGGAAUAUCAAAUCUUCAUGCCGGAUUUCUUUGAAGGGAAUUCGGCGGAUAUUGCGUGGUAUCCACCUGUGACUCCUGAACAGAUGAAAGCGUUGGGGGAUUGGUUUGAGACUAGGAAACCUUAUAUCGCCGUGGAUAGAAUUCCCAGGAUUGUGAUGAAUAUCGAAGAGAGAUAUGGAGUGAAAAGUUGGGGCGCUGUGGGGUACUGCUGGGGCGCAAAAGCCAUCGCCCUAACCUCAGGAAAAAUCACGCCCUGGAAAGUAGCAGCUCAACUUCAUCCGGGCAUGAUUGAAGUGGAUGAUGCACAAAAAGCUACGAUUCCCAUGAUGGUAUUGGCGUCUGAGGAGGAAAAGAACGAGAUGGAGGCGUAUGAGAAGGCCUUGAAUGUGCAGAAAUAUGUGGAGACGUUUGAGGGGCAGGUGCAUGGGUUUUUGAGUGCGAGGGCGGAUUUGGGGGAUGAGGGGAAGAGGAGGGAGUUUGAGAGGGCUUAUGGGAUUUUGUACCCUCAACUGCCAACUAGGAUGCAUCCCCUCGCGCUCUUCAUCUUAGGAUAUUUCAUACUCUUCAUAACCGCCAACCUGCACUCUCUAUACGACACCUGGACCUCCUCAACCCUAUACUGUGUCCGCGCACCCUACACCAUCAGUACACUGUCGCCCUCCUCUCCACACCCGCAAUGUUUCCGCACGCGAAUCGAUCUCAUCACGCAAGUGCUGGACAAUAUUCCCAGCGUGGAAGAUGGAGAGAAGAUUACGUGGUUGAAUGGUUAUGUGUUGCCGGGUAUUAUUGAGUCACAUGGUCAUAUUUUGCAGUAUGGAGAAAUGUUGGAGUCGGUGGAACUUUAUGGGGUAAAGAGUGUGGGGGAUGUGAGGGAGAGGAUUAAGGAGUGGUUGGGGAGGCAUCGGGGGGAGGGUUAUGGGGAGAGGGAGAAGUGGAUUAGGGGGGUGGGGUGGGAUCAAGCUCAUUUUGGGGGCGUGAUGCCGACUGCUGAACAACUUUCUGAAGACCCGGAAUUGAAAGAUUUAUAUAUUAUGCUCGAUAGAGUUGAUAUACAUUGUGUAUGGACAUCCGAAAAAGUCCUCUCACUUCUUUCAGAUCCAUUACCUGAAGCUCCCCCUGGCGGUGAGAUCAUCACGAAUCCGGGCCCUGGUGUAUUUUGCGAUAAUGCAAUGGACGGCAUCAUCUAUCCUCUCACACCAAAGCCAGAUGUAUCUCAAAAAGUGCGCUGGCUCAAAAGCGCAAUGGCCGAGUUAAAUCGGGUAGGUAUCACGGCUAUGAGCGAUGCUGGUAUGCGAGCGGAGGAUAUGAAAAUCUUGCAAGAAUUGGCUCGGAGAGAUGAGUUGAGUGUGAGGAUUCGAGUUAUGGCUGAGUGUGCAGAGAGAAACACUUAUUGUCAUCAAGACUUACGUCAAGUGAAGGUCAUGAGGGACGGAUCGGGUGGAGGCGACAUGCUCCUGUUUGGCGGAAUCAAACUGUUUGCGGAUGGAGCUUUGGGUUCUUGGGGAGCGGCAUUGUUGGAACCGUACUCGGAUAAACCUGAGAAUAGUGGGAUGAUGCUGAUCAACGAGAUGGAAUUGACGGAAGUUGUUAAGAAGUAUUAUCACUGGGACUACCAGAUCAACAUUCAUGCUAUUGGCGAUCGAGCCAAUAGAGCUGCUAUCAAUGCAUUCGAGGCGGUUCUAGGAUCUGAUUGUCAUGGCUGCAACCAAGAACGGCGCUUAAGAAUCGAGCAUGCUCAAAUCAUCCAUCCCGACGACCAAGCACGCAUUGAAAAAAUGGGUAUUCUUCCUAGCAUUCAACCCACACACGCCACAUCCGACAUGGCAUACGCGCAAUCGCGACUCGGAGAAGAGCGACUCUCCACCUCCGCAUACCGCAUGCGAACAUUCUUCCCCUCAUCCACUCACAAACACAGUUACUCCUCGUAUCCGGGCCCUGUCCUCGGGUCUGAUUUCCCAGUCGAACCCCCUAACCCCUUCCACGGUAUGUACGCCGCGGUCACACGUCUCGAUCCGCGCACUGGAACCUCGCCUAUGGGUCAAAGGGGAUGGUAUCCCGAGGAAACACUUAGUAUCGAACAAGCGAUUCAUGGAUUCACGCGUAAUGCGGCUUGGGGUUGGAAUUUAGAGAAUAAAACAGGGGCGAUAGGGACGGGGAUGUGGGCGGAUUGGAUUGUGGUGGAUAGCGAUGUGAUGAAUAUGGAUGGAGAGCGCGCAGAGGAGUUGAGGAAUGUAAAGGUGCUGGGGACUUGGGUUAAGGGGAAGAAUGUUUUUUUGAGUGAGAGUGAGGGGGUGGUGGAAUUGGAUGCUGGUUAUUCGAGUGGGGAUAGAUUUUUGGUAGGGAUGAAGGAGGUGGGGAGGAGGUUGGUGAGGGAGAUUAGGGUGUUGUUGUUUGAGUCGGGGAAGGUGGAACUUUAA
Sclerotinia borealis F-4128 is the source of this 2637-nucleotide messenger RNA. Lineage: Eukaryota; Fungi; Ascomycota; Leotiomycetes; Helotiales; Sclerotiniaceae. The record is from the annotation of a GenBank genome assembly.